Molecule: messenger RNA, 1908 nt
Organism: Melampsora larici-populina 98AG31
Lineage: Eukaryota; Fungi; Basidiomycota; Pucciniomycetes; Pucciniales; Melampsoraceae
Exons: 4
Coding region: 1-1908 (635 amino acids)
Source: RefSeq, a predicted model, not a curated record
AUGGCUGAUCAAGAAACCCAACUCAAACCUAUCAGACCUUCAAGUCUAGAUCAACAUCCAUCAGAUUCAUCCAAUCAGAUUCCAUUAACUCCAAGUCGUCUUAGAAAUCGCACAACAACUAAUGAUUCAGCUACUUCAGAACACUCUAAUCCAAAAGAAACACCAUCCAAUCUCACUGUAGUUACCCCAGCCCCUCAACCCUUACCCACGAAGAAAGCCAAAACAGGUGGCAGGAAAUCAACCAAAGCUUCUGCUGCUAAUUCGAAUGGAGCAAGAAGGUCUUCAUUGAAUUCAAAGAAAGAAAAACGGGAGCGAAAGGCUGCAGAGCAAGUCUUACAAACCACCGAAUUGGAUCCUUCUUCUCCAACAUUUCAGCAUCUAAACCCUUCGUCAGCCAAACCGGUUUCGAAUAACGAUGGCGACGCGCCUAUUGAGGAGAAUGCGGAUCAAGAACAAAGUGGAUCAGCGGUGACACGAUGUGUAUGCUGUGAGGAUGAUGAAGAAGCAAAUGAUGUGAUCAUGUUUCAAUGUGACAAAUGUUCAGUCUGGCAACACGGACCAUGUGUUGGUCUCUAUGCUGAAUUCCCGGGUGAUUACUUUUGUGAACUGUGUCGACCUGAUUUACACAUCACUGGGCAAUAUCAGAAAUCUUCACCUUCAAACGCAGCCCGCCCUAAGCGUUCACCAUCUCUUACCUCAGCUCCAGCCACUGCUACAAAUCGUCGUGAAAGGGUUCACACUGAUGCAGCUUCCUUGGCAGCUUUCUUGACUGAUGCAGGAGUCAAACCAGAAGACCAGGUUUCACUUGGAGGAUUUGCUCUUCCUAUAUUCGCUCAAACCCGGCGUCAAUCUAAUAUGCUUGUCGAUCUCACCCCUACUCCUGGUAUCAAUAAAACGCCACAUAAAGCUAGUCCAUACGAUGAAAAGACUGGUAAAAGAGCCAGUGGAAGUGAACGAAGUCCAAGUUUACCACAAGAGCAUUUGGCCGCUGAUCGCGAGUCUGUAACUAGUCCAGGGGAUUUACCGACCAAAGAAGGACAUAAAUCGAAACGGAAACGUCAAGCUGAAGAACUAGAAGAUAUUAAGAUAGAUAUGGAACCACAAGCUGAAGAAAAGACCAAACGACCUCGGAUCAGUCCUAGUAGUUCAGUAGUAUCUCCUGCUCUUUCCUUUUCGACAUUAGGUCUCAGCAGACAACAAGCUUCUAGUGCUGCAGCACCGGUGACUGGCCCGACAAGCGCCAAAACUAAGCGAUCCCGGAAAAACGAAGAAACGGACGAAUCAACCGGAACUGUUAAAACAAAAGCCUCUAAUCCUUUCUUGAACAAACAAUCGACCAGUAAUCCAUCAUAUCAAGCCACAAGUGGAUCUCAAACCACGACAAAUCAAACAACCGGGUACCAAAAACGAGGAUCACCAACAAAACGAACUCGAGAAGAAUCACGUAAAUCGAAAUUAACCGAAGUAAGAGAACCAACCCCAUCAGAAUCAAUAACCGGAUGGGGAUUACCGGAUCAUUUAGGAUACUUAUCAUAUUUAUUACCAACUUCAACACCAGAACCUAUUUGUUUAGAAGGAAAAAGUUUAGAAGCACCCACUAAAGUGAAAUUUCCUGGUAAAAGAGUCACGAUUGCAGAUUUAAAGAAGAGAUCAAAACAUAUUGUAGAUUAUUUACAAAAAGUUCAAAUUGAGACUUGUGAAAGAGAAAAAAGAAGUGAAUUAAUUCAAAAAGCUUUAAUAGGAAAUGGUAAUAGUAGUAGUAGCAAUAGUAAUAGGAGAAGUCCUGAAGAUGAAGAGGAUGGAAAAUUUGAUGGGAUUUCUAGACCGGUUGUUAGUUCUAAAACAUUAGAAUUAAUGGAUGAUCUAAGUAGAGAGGUAUAUCAUUGGCAAGAAAAGUAUAAACAAUGA